Molecule: messenger RNA, 345 nt
Organism: Penicillium taxi
Lineage: Eukaryota; Fungi; Ascomycota; Eurotiomycetes; Eurotiales; Aspergillaceae
Exons: 2
Coding region: 1-345 (114 amino acids)
Source: RefSeq, a predicted model, not a curated record
AUGAUGAAUUUAUCAACUCAGCGCAAAAGCGGCCGGGAGGAUGAGGGCACCCCCUGCCCUGGCUCCAAGCGGGCCAAGAAUGAAAGCACCAAGGAAAAGGUGGAUAAUAAGCCCUCAGGUUCUACCAAGACCCGAGUUAGCAUUAAUCUUCCCAAGGUGUGGGCUGAUUUGGGUCCCGAGGAUAAAUACCUCUGGGACCUAAAGCAGGUCCUGCACAUGAAGUGGGUGGUUGUUGUUCCGGCAUGGAACAGCCGAUUCGGACUCUCCUUCCUGGAGAAGUCCUCGAGCUGCUGGAUAGACCGCCUCAAGCGGGUCUAUCGCGCUGCUCAGGAGGCUCUGGUCUGA